Messenger RNA from Alosa sapidissima (American shad), 938 nucleotides. RefSeq names its product RLA class II histocompatibility antigen, DP alpha-1 chain-like. NCBI's taxonomy places the organism in Eukaryota, Metazoa, Chordata, Actinopteri, Clupeiformes, Clupeidae. Gene Ontology annotation, biological process: immunoglobulin production involved in immunoglobulin-mediated immune response; positive regulation of T cell activation; antigen processing and presentation of exogenous peptide antigen via MHC class II. The transcript is spliced from 4 exons. Gene Ontology annotation, cellular component: MHC class II protein complex; membrane. The record is from RefSeq and is a predicted model, not a curated record. Bases 46 to 762 code for a protein of 238 amino acids. Gene Ontology annotation, molecular function: MHC class II protein complex binding.
GUGAUCUUACUUUCUGUUCAACAUUCCUCAUGAGUUGCUGACAAGAUGACUUUAACAGAGAUUUUACUAGUCCUCACUGGGAUCAUUUACACAGAUGCAAAGACUGUUCAUGUGGAUAUUCAUGCGUCUGGAUGCACAGACUCAGAUGGACAGGACAUGUAUGGACUGGAUGGGGAAGAAGUGGCUCACGCAGACUGGGAGGCUCAAAAGUAUGUGAUGACACUGCCUGCGUUUGCUGAUCCAUAUGCAUAUGAGAAGGGCACAUAUGAGCAGGCAGUCGCUAACCAGCAAAUCUGCAGGCAGAACUUGGCAAUAAUCAUACAAGCUUAUAAGCACCCAGCAGUGGCAGAGGUCCCCCCCACGAGCUUCAUCUACCCCAGAGAUGAGGUGAAGGUGGGCCUGCAGAACUCCCUCAUCUGCUUCAUCGGUGGGUUCUACCCGCCCCGGCUCAACGUGACGUGGACCAGGAACAGCAAGAUGGUGACUCAGGGAGUGAGCACCAGCCAGCUGCGGGUGAAUGUUAACGACGGCACCUACAGCCAGUUCUCCACCCUGCAGUUCACCCCUCAGAAAGGAGACAUCUACACCUGCACCGUGGACCACCAGGCACUGGAGAGACCCAUGACAAGAGAGUUCGAUGUAGAGGUGUCUGAGGUGUCUGAGUCCCGUCUCAGUCUACCAGCAGUGUUCUGUGUAGUGGGUCUGAUCGUGGAGAUGCUGGGUAUGGCUACUGGCCUGUUCUUCUUCAUCAAGGCAAGAUAGUGGAGAUGCUGGGUAUGGCUACCGGCCUGUUCUUCAUCAAGGCAAGAUAGUGGAGCUCAAACCGCAUCUCUUUGUGGACGUCACUGCAGAGUCAGUCAGACUCUCAGGAAGAUGGAGGAACAUCGAGACAUUGUUUGUUUUCAAUGUGUCAUAAUAAAGAAUGAUUUGACAUUCAA